Pleuronectes platessa (European plaice) is the source of this 2313-nucleotide messenger RNA. Its product is annotated as V-set and immunoglobulin domain-containing protein 1. Lineage: Eukaryota; Metazoa; Chordata; Actinopteri; Pleuronectiformes; Pleuronectidae. The record is from RefSeq and is a predicted model, not a curated record. The transcript has 11 exons. Gene Ontology annotation, biological process: epithelial cell morphogenesis; maintenance of gastrointestinal epithelium. Gene Ontology annotation, cellular component: plasma membrane. The coding region runs from base 633 to 1556 and encodes 307 amino acids.
CCGAAGCUCCACACCCAGCAGCCUCCACAUCACUGUGUGAGACGGCUCUCUGUGUUCGUGCGGCGGGCGCGUCAUUGACCCUCCACUCACAUCCAGCGUCAGAACCGGGGAGCCAUUAAUGUGAUUGGAAUAUAAUAAAGAUUCAAUAUAGCGCAUGCUAAGAAGUCCUUCAGUUUGUGAAUGUAUAAUAUUUUUUAUUAUAGAUAUUCUGAGCAACGUGUCAGCCGAGUGACUGGAUUGAACAGGGCUUCUUCUCGACAUGAUCCAGUGAAGCUCGUGACGUGUCCAGGCAGAACCCCAGAGACUCUCUGCAAAGUCCUAAGACACCGAGAUGGCCUCACUUCCUAACCUAUCACAAGCCCUGACCCAGGAGGACUUACAAGAGAAUGGGAGGAGGAGUGAACAUGCUGCCAAAGUGCUGAAAAAUGAAUGAACUAUCAGUGUCACAACACACUGUGGUCCCAACCUGCCACAUUAAGUCAACAGCAUCACACAGGCAAGGCCGCACUGACUGAAGCGACCAAUUGCUGUUAUUUAAAAAACAAAGUGUAUUUAUUGCACUAACUAAACAGCGGUGAAGACCGUGGAAAGAUCCGUUCAGAAGAAACCUUUUCUCCAACUUUUUGUGAAAGAUGAUGUCCUCCAUGUUGGGCUUGUUGGUGCUUGCAGGCAUCAUAGGACGGGUUGAGCUGAUCACAGUCAGUACGCCGUUCAAAUCCAUCAACGUCACAGUGGGUGGAAGUGUCCUCCUCCAGUGUGAGUUUGAGACUAUUCCGGACACCUCCGGCCUCACCAUCCAGUGGGACUUUAUGUCAUCAGCCGCCCCACAGCAGAUCUAUUACUAUCAGUCAGGAAAGGACGUCAUUUCCAAACCGUAUGAGGGCAGAAUCCAGCCUCCCUCCUCGCCAGGCCCGAACAAAAACGCCUCGAUAACAAUACACAACAUGCAGCCAUCAGACAGUGGAUUCUACACCUGUGAGGUUCACAACUUCCCUGAUGUGGACGGAAAGUCUCAGGUCAAUAUCGCUGUGAACGUGCAUGAGAGGCCCUCUCCUCCUUACUGCGCCGUCCACGGUGACGUUGAGUCGGGUCACCUGGUCACUCUGACAUGCCACAGUGAGCUUGGAAGCCCGACACCUACAUACACCUGGACCAAACUGGACCAGGCUAAGACCAGGAUGCCUGUUCUGGGACAAACAAGCCCAGCUGGAAUAUUGAAAAUCACUAACAUUUCCCAGUUUCAAUUUGGGGAGUACCAGUGCAACGCGACAAAUUUUGCAGGUUUUUCAAUCUGCACCAUAGAGCUGACUGCCGAGGUGGGAGAUGGAGUGAUUGCUGGUGCAGUGAUUGGUGCGUUACUUGGGUGCCUGCUCAUCAUCCUGGUCGUGUGGUUCAUCGCUCACACGGUGAAGAGGCAUAGAUACAAAGUCGUGAAGGCGCCAGAGGCCAACGAGAUGAGGGGGAGCUCUCGUACGGCCCAGGAAGCCACUGAGAGCGUUCCCACGGCAACCACAGCCGGAAACCUCCACGCUGUGGGAGAUGAGCCAGAAGCCUAGAACGAGACCUGCUGAUAACAACUGGGGCGACGUCACUUAUCUGAACAGCUGGGUGUCCGGGAAGUUCAGGCCUGAACAUACGUCAUUCUCAGAUUCAAUAAAUACCAUAAAUGACAUUGCAUGCUGUGUAUUUACCAUACAGUCUUUUACUGCUGUGUCACUCUUACCAUUUGUGUUCACUAUCACACCUUUCAGGAGCGCAGAUGCAGAUCUUUUAACGGACAGCAUCUUAACACCAUGUUUUCUUGUCAUCGUUUUUUUUUUAUUUUUCAAAGUGUGACAAUCAUUGCAUCUGUUUUUAAAUAUGCUUUAGGCUAUACUCUAUGGUAACCAAUCUUUGAAUUUAUUUCACGAAUCAAUACAUAAAUACAUUUCUGUUUUACAAUGCUGAUGUGAUGAGGUCAGAGUUGGAGGCUGUUGGUGCUGUCGCUCAAAUAACUGCAGCAGUCUGCAACAGACUCACUGUAUGUCUUUGUCUUUCUUUCACAUGUCUUACACACAUCUUUGGGUUUGAACCUUGAAACAAAAAUAAUCAAAUAAAGGUUUUCAAAUGAUAAAAUAUCCAAAGUUAUAAUCACAAUGCAACAUUUUACAGUUGAUAGAUAUCACAAACUAAUCCCUGAAAGGAAGGAUGAAUGGGAUCCUAGUCUUUGAUUAAUUGAUGUUAAGUGACACAAAUUAUCAGGCAACUGUAUCUGAAGGUUUUGUGCAUUAAGAUUUACAGAUUUUGAUGAAAAUAAAAUGUUGUGUUUUAUGA